Molecule: messenger RNA, 2121 nt
Organism: Capronia epimyces CBS 606.96
Lineage: Eukaryota; Fungi; Ascomycota; Eurotiomycetes; Chaetothyriales; Herpotrichiellaceae
Exons: 1
Coding region: 1-2121 (706 amino acids)
Biological process (GO): lipid metabolic process
Source: RefSeq, a predicted model, not a curated record
AUGUCGGAAACUCAGCUACGCACCCGUGCACUUGCGAGUGUUGAGUAUGCCCACCAGUCCGAGAAGUUGUCUCUCGAAACCUCCGGCCAGACGAUCGAUGGCGCGGACCAUGGCGUCGCCGUCCAAGCCAAGUUCAUCACCCCCCUAGAUCCGGUGAUAGAGACGGCAGAUGGCAACAGGCUACCCUCAGUCCCAGUCCCGGAGGCCCACAGAAUUAAUCUGUUGAAGCACCAGGCUGAAGGCCGACCAUACCAUCCUAGCCCAACGCGACCAAGAGGGCUGAGUAGGUUCGACGUGGUCGAGGCUGCGACGGCCGCACAGGCGGAGCAGAAACAAGAGGCACAUGCGGCUCAAGAACAGCAGACACAAGCGGACCAUGAAAGUACAAACAGUCGCCUCGACGAAGCUAUACCGCCAUCGCAUACCCACCCUCUCUUUCCCCCGCUACCUUUAUACGGGCCACCAUCCUUGUUUCGGGAAAUACAGUGUGCGACCUUUCGAACCACAUCGUUCUUCCUGUCCAACGCUUUCUUGGUAGUCAUCGUUCUGGGGGCAGUCUUCACCUCAAUCCCCAGGCUGUUGAACAAUUUUUGGUUGUGGUUGACAUUCCGAAGUGCUGACACUCGAAGACCGUUCUAUGAGGAAGAAAAAAGGCGGGCGAAUAAUCGCAGACUACAAGAGGUGGAAUGGACUAGGAAACAAAAACGAGCCACGCCUGUCAAGGCCGGCUUGUCGGCUUUUCCUGAUGAUACGUACGAACCACUUGAAGGAGGGCCUGACCCGCUGAUAUGCGAUAUUGGCUACUAUGCACGUAGAGUCGGGUUAGAUGUGGAAGAGUUCAAAGUUCAGACCGAAGACGGGUUCGUUCUCAGACUGUGGCAUGUCUUCAAUCCCCUAGAAUAUACCCCGGCCGCUCAGUCCGAGCGGGAACCAACCUCUUCCGAAGUUUUCACCAGUGGACGAAGCGGUCGCCAGGGACAUGUACGGAAGCAGUACCGGGACGGAAAUCGAAGGUACCCAGUGCUUCUGGUUCACGGUCUACUGCAAAGUGCCGGGGCAUAUUGCACAAAUGACGACGACAGCUUGGCGUUCUUCCUCUGCAAGUCUGGCUAUGAUGUGUGGUUGGGCAACAAUCGAUGUGGCUUCAACCCUGAGCAUAGUCUGCUGCGGUACAGUGAUCCCCGGAUGUGGGCAUGGAAUAUUCGACAGAUGGGUGUGCUGGACCUACCAGCGCUAAUGUCCCGGGUGCUGGAAGAGACCGGGUUCCAGAAGCUCGGUCUGGUCUGUCACAGUCAAGGGACCACCCAGACUUUUGUGGCGCUGGCCAAGGAGCAGCGACCCGACUUGGGAGACAAGAUUAGUGUGUUCUGCGCCCUGGCGCCAGCGGUGUAUGCCGGGCCACUGAUUGGGAAGAUGUACUUCAAGUUCAUGCGGGUGAUCUCGCCCGCCAUGUUCAGGAUGUUCUUCGGGAUCCACAGCUUUAUCCCGCUCAUGAUGACGAUGCAUCGAGUCUUGCCCGGCAAACUGUAUGGCGCCAUGGGGUAUCUUGUUUUCUCCUUCCUCUUCAACUGGACUGACACUCGAUGGGAUCGUGGACUCCGGGAUCGACUGUUCCAGUUCUCGCCGGUAUACGUGAGUGCUGAGAGUAUGCGUUGGUGGCUCGGGCGUGAGUGUUUCGCCAAUCAUAGGUGUGUCCUGGCCACACGGGAGGAAGGCCAAAUGGAGGAUGUGGAAGACGAAUCUGAGGAAGAACAGAAGGAAGAGACCAUGGCCCACAGACAAGAUCGGGGCCGAACGGCAUGGUACGAUGAACGCGUUCCUCCCAUGGCGCUGUGGGUAGCUGGCAGCGACGAUCUCGUCGACGGAAGAAGGCUCUUGAGGAGGUUCGCGCGCGGACGCGAACCUUACGUCAAUAUAGUUCACAGCAAGGUGAUUGAAGAGUACGAGCAUCUCGAUGUGAUUUGGGCCCUGGAUGCUGUGGAGCAGGUGGGCAAGGAAGUUCGAGAUGUGCUGUGGAAGACCAUGUCGGAGGAGGCCAAAACCGCGUGCAGGAAAAUAUCGGGGGUUGUAGGCAGCGAUCCAGACGCUGAACCACGAACCCUAAGGUCGGACGAGAAAUGA